This is a messenger RNA of Salvelinus sp. IW2-2015, 1052 nucleotides long. It is a transcript of the gene c1ql1l2, whose product is annotated as complement component 1, q subcomponent-like 1-like 2. The record is from RefSeq and is a predicted model, not a curated record. Gene Ontology annotation, molecular function: protein binding. Lineage: Eukaryota; Metazoa; Chordata; Actinopteri; Salmoniformes; Salmonidae.
GCGUAUCAGUGAGUGUAUGUGGGUCUCUCUCUUACACUCACACACUCGCCGCUCCUCCUCCUACUCUUCUUGGGAUCCCCGUGUCCCUUUCCUCGGUGGCAGGCUCCCCACACCCAGCAGUCACCAUUUCCGCCCCAGGGAGAGCCACGCUGGCAGCACAGCCCCUUCCCCGACUCAGCAUCGGGAGGAAGACCCUGGUGGCGGCUGCCGUCGGGGUCAUGCUGGUCCUGGUGCUGGUGGUCCUCAUCCCCGUCCUGGUCAGCUCCGUGGGCACCGACACCAGCCACUUUGAAAUGCUGGGUACCUGCCGCAUGGUGUGCGACCCCUACCUGAACAAGGGMACCACGGCCAGCAGCACCAGCUCCAGUGGCAUCCAGGCGGAGGCCGAGGCCCUCAGCGACAACAGCAACAUGCCCUCCACGCUGGUGCAGGGCCCCCAGGGCAAGCAAGGCAGGCCAGGUAAACCUGGACUCCCGGGACCRCCUGGASAGCCAGGGCCACCGGGGCCAGUGGGACCCCCUGGAGACCGAGGGUCUGGAGGGAGGACUGGGAUUUUGGGGUUGGGGGGGAACGGAGCUAUCAGCACKGCCACCUACAGCACAGUGCCACGGGUGGCCUUUUACGCAGGGCUUAAGAACCCCCAUGAAGGCUAUGAGAUCCUCAAGUUUGACGACGUGGUCACCAACUUGGGAAACAACUACGACGGCAUCUCAGGCAAGUUCAUCUGCAGCAUCCCUGGUACCUACUUCUUCAUCUACCAUGUGCUGAUGAGAGGAGGGGAUGGGACCAGUAUGUGGGCAGACCUCUGCAAAAACGAACAGGUGCGAGCCAGUGCCAUCGCCCAGGACGCUGACCAGAACUAUGACUACGCCUCCAAUAGCGUCAUCCUCCACCUAGACGCAGGCGACGAGGUCUAUAUCAAGCUGGACGGGGGCAAGGCUCACGGCGGCAACAACAACAAAUACAGCACCUUCUCUGGGUUCAUCCUCUACGCCGACUGAACCCACGCAGGUGGCACGUCCAGAGAGAGAAAGACAAGAAAGUAAGAGAUU